Molecule: messenger RNA, 3562 nt
Organism: Diaporthe batatas
Lineage: Eukaryota; Fungi; Ascomycota; Sordariomycetes; Diaporthales; Diaporthaceae
Exons: 2
Coding region: 129-1553 (474 amino acids)
Cellular component (GO): cytosol
Molecular function (GO): 3'-5'-DNA exonuclease activity
Source: RefSeq, a predicted model, not a curated record
GAUCCCUCCAGCAUCUCAGCGGCACGGCACUGUGGCUUGCCCGAGUGUGAGUCAACACCAGGUCCGUUGCCUGUUGCUGGAGUGAUCUAUUUGAACACGGUCACUGGCGUACUGCGUGUGUCUCAGGAAUGACCGUGAACAUACUCCAAUUAUUUUCUACGCGAGCCAGACUCUGCGCAGCCAGAACCAGCAUUUGCACCGCGGCCACAGCCACAGCCAUAGACACAGGCAGACCAGCAGCACGGUUCUCUGUGCCUGCAUCCUCCAGGAUGGCGUCUGAAUCUCAAUCUCCGCCCCAAUCCCCGUCAUUAGCCGCCGAGAACGGAGUGUCAAGGGUCACUUCAGCCCCAACGUACCAACCAAGAUAUAUAGAUAUCGGAAUCAACCUUGCCGAUCCCAUAUUCCGGGGCGUCUACAACGGGAAGCAAAGGCACGAUGACGAUCUUAGCGGUCUGGUAGACAGAGCAAGGCAGGUCGGCUGCACGAAACUCAUCGUCACGGGGUCCAGCUUCAAGACCUCGAGGGAUGCCCUCGCCAUUGCCAAGGACUACACGGGCACUGUCUACACCACCGCAGGUAUUCACCCAUGCUCCUCCUCCAUCUUCGACCCAGCCCACCCGCACUCCCAUGAGGAGGACGGCGACGGCGAGCACACGCCCGCCUGCGGCCCAGACCCGGAGAAACCCAUCCCGGACGACGGCCUGACCGUAGACCCGGAGAAGACCGAGACCAUCAUCUCAGACCUCCGGCGCCUGGUCGAAGACGCCCGGGCCGCGGACCCGGGGCAGCAGCACCUCGUAGCCUUCGGCGAGUUCGGCCUGGACUACGACCGGCUGCACUACUGUGCCAAGUCGCUGCAGCUGCACUCGUUCCGGUCACAGCUCACGCUCGCAGCCGCGCUGAGCCCACAGCUGCCGCUGUUUCUCCACAGCCGCGCGGCGCACGCCGACUUCGUGGCGUGCCUCAAGGCCGCGUUCGGCGAGAGGCUGGAGAGGCUGGAGAAGGGCGGCGUGGUGCACAGCUUUACGGGCACCGUUGAGGAGAUGAGUGAGCUCAUGGAGCUGGGCCUCUACAUCGGCCUCAACGGGUGCAGCUUCAAGACCGUGGAGAAUUGUGAGGUUGUCCGCGCCGUCCGGCUGGACAGGCUGAUGAUCGAGACCGACGGGCCCUGGUGUGAGGUACGGCCGAGCCAUGAGGGUUGGAAGUACCUUGUAGAGAUAGACAGGAAGGAGAAGGCCACCGCAGAGACGCCAGAGCCUGCUGUUCCUACACCUGAGAACGGAGAGGCGGCGCCCCCAGCGGCCAAGCCGCCGCCUAAGAAACAGCAGUCAACCAAGAAGCCGCAGAAGAAGGAGUCCGAGGUCAUUGAGAGAUUCAAGACGGUCAAAAAGGAGAAAUGGGUCGAAGGCGCGAUGGUCAAGGGUCGCAACGAACCUUGCAUGAUAGAGCGGGUGGCUAAGAUCGUGGCCGGCAUCAAGGGCGUCUCGGUCGAGGAGGUGUGCGAGGCUGCAUGGCGGAAUACGGUCAAGGUAUUUGGAAUAGACGAAUCAUAGAACAUGGGGCAACAUGCGACCAUAGAGUAGAGAUUGGCGAGGCAAAUACAGGUACAGUGAUGUGGUUAGCGACCAGACUAGAGUCGUAAAUGUGCUGGAUUAUCGUAGAGUACAGUUGUGCCAUAUCAUCGACCACCGCAGUGAUUUCACAGUAGUCAUCACAUACCAGAGCCUUUGUGACCCCUGAUUCUGCCAUGCCGUACAGCUCCAACGGUCACACCCUCCUCGCCUGUUAACCAACCCGGCAUCUUUUCCCCAUCAAUAAUGCCAGCCUCAACGAGCUGUCGCACACCAGCAAAUACGUGUGGCCCAUGGAAGGUCAAUUUGAUACUCGGACGCCAUGUUGUCUCGUCGCCGUCGAGGUCACCACCGCCUCCGCCCUCGUCAUCCUCCUCGCGGACGCGGUCAAACGCCAUGUCGAUUGUACUCCUGCGGACAGACGCAUCCUUGGGACGCCUUCUCGAAGCAUCUGGCUCUCUUCCACGACCUUCGCUGUCAUCGUGCACAGGGUCCAUUUCCAUAUCGAACGGGUCUUCGAUCACAACGUCAACUCUUUCUACGCCCUUGCCGUCGUCGAUUCUUGCUGAAUCGCCAAACCUUGCCUGUGCGAUCACCCUCGCGCGCUUGACCCUGCGCGCAUAUCGCGCCGUGUCGGGCGACACAGCUCGUCCCCUCACUGCCUCCUCUGGGCCCGGCCUCUUCGUAGAUUUAUGGUCAUCCGCGUCGCUAAGUGGUGGUGAGGGGAGCAGCGUCCCUAAGGGUGACUCUUUCUUCUUCUCAUCUGUGUAUAUACUCCACCCACCGCCGGCCGAGUUCGUCCUGCCUGGGCCUCGUCUGUCCAGCAACUCCUGGAUAUUCCUCGUGUUCAAGGAAGUGGUCUUUAGCGUGUAUCUGCGCCUCGGUCGCGAUAAAGCCUUGGGUAUUCCCUCGAUGACGAGUGCGUGAAGGCUCUUGGUCUCACUGCUGGCAGCUGGGCCGAUGCUCUGCGGCUUGCUAAUGUAUAUGUGUGGGCUCCCGUCAGGAAAUGCCACGUAUAUUGUCCGGCUUGCGUCACCAGCGGCUGCUGAUGUCGCUAGCUUGGUAUUGUAAGGGGAGUCGAGUAUGAAGAUGCGCAGCAGCAGCAAGGCCAUGUCCUUGGGCCGGUCAAAACUGUAGUGCGACUUCACGUCAGGCAGCACCUGGGCCUGGAGGCUGUGCAGGAAUGUAGACGGAUGGAAGCGUGGCACAUUCAGGGACGCAGUGUCGAUCUUGGGAGGCGCAUCGUCUUCUGCAGCCUGCUGCGGCGUGGGUGUUUUCAAGGGGACAAUCUGGUAUGCGCUCCAUCUCUGGGAGGUAGGAUUCUGAUAGAGGUGUUGCAGAUCCGCCAUAGAGAGCUGGUAAAGUGUCAGGCCAUGGCGCCAGUCACCUUCCACUAUGCGGUCGACAACUUCGCGCUUCGAGCCUUUGCGGCUCUGCAUGUCGGAGUAAAGGUCCCGGAGCUCCUCCACGGAGGACAGCGGCGGAUAGAGGUCGGCGGGGUCGUCAUCGUCAUCGUCGUCUUGUUGGUCCCGCAGAUAGGGGCCACAGAGGGAGGCAUUGUUGUCGUCGAGCCAGUCAAGUACGAGCGUGAGCAGGGACGCCCGGUUCAGACGGCUGAGCUGCUUCAAGACUGUAGAGCUGGAGGGCUCGAGGCGCAAGGUUGAAGGGAGGCGGGCGGUGGUGGGGACUGAGAUACGCGCCAUCUCUUCUCAACGGCAACGGCAGAGCCCACGUGGAGCAUCAUCGCAAGGUGAGUACGUAGGGCAUGUGACGGGACGGCACCGCUUCAUACCAUGAUGCAAUGGUUGAUGGAACAGGCUACUAGGGGUGAGACGCGUCGUGGGGCUCUGGGUGACGCGAACCCCGGGUGCCAAGGUCGAGGUCGGGCUGCCUGCCGGGCAGUCUGAGUCUGAGACUCUGAGCACGUUCUGGACCGACGGCAGGGCUUAUCUAAGCGAAUGCAGAGCCGAAACCUUGAUAACGGCCGGCUU